Messenger RNA from Triticum dicoccoides, 796 nucleotides. Its product is annotated as arabinogalactan protein 23-like. Lineage: Eukaryota; Viridiplantae; Streptophyta; Magnoliopsida; Poales; Poaceae. The transcript has a single exon. The coding region runs from base 282 to 512 and encodes 76 amino acids. The record is from RefSeq and is a predicted model, not a curated record.
ACCCUAAUUUGGGCAGGGCGGCAACCGACGGCCAGGCGAGGCCCUCUCAUGGCCGCUCGCGCGCCCUACAAAACGCGGCGCCGCGCCACCCCACCCUCUCCCAGGCCUUGCAGAGAGCGACCGAGCCGCCCUCCCCCCACCGCCCCGCUCCCACCACCGGAAUAAACCGCGCCUCGCCGGCCGACCUCUCCUCCUCGACCGCCUAGCCGCUUGCUGUUUGUUUCUUUUGCGCAGGCCCCGUGCAACCGUCCCGUACCCGCGAGGAGAGGGAGGCAGAAGCCAUGGAGAUGAAGAAGAUCGCCUGCGCCGUGCUGAUCGCCCUGGUGGCCUCCGCCUCCCUGGUCGCGGCGACCGCCCCAGCCACCGAGGCGCCGGCCGAGUCCCCCGGCGCGGCCGCCGGCGCCACCGCCGGAGCAGCCGGAGCGACCGCCCCGGCCACCAGCGGCGCCUUCGCCGGCGCGCCCGGCGCCGCCGCGCUCCUCGUCUCCCUCGUCGCCUACUACCUGCACUGAGACGGGCCGGAGCUCGCGCUCCCACGUUCCCACGCGGCGCCACGCAGACGCGUCGGUUGAUUCAAUUUAAUUUAAUUCCAAUUCACCGAUCAACUAAUGACCACUCUAUGAUGAUUACACCACACAUUAUCUAUCGGUACUAUGUAACUGCGCUUGUAAUUCUUCUUUUCGGCCCGUUUGGUAAACUCAACCCAAUCCGCGUCUGUAACCCGUGGCUAAUGGCGCCGUGUUAUCAUUUCAUUCGAACAAUUGAAUGAUAUUUGCUGUGAUUCUAUUCUAUUCUA